UACGCCUCGAAACGAUUUUUUACUGAAAAUAAAUACAAAAUAGUUUUGUAAAUAUAAAUCCAUUAUGGAUGUCUUUUUAAUGAUUAGGCGAAAAAAAUUAACCAUCUUCACAGAUGCUAAGGAUACAACGACCGUCCUAGAACUGAAGAAAAUGAUAGAGGGUAUAUUGAAGGCAGCACCAGCCAGCCAGAUGCUGUUCAACAAAGACAGCCAGCUUAUGGAAGACGAGAAGACCUUGGCUGAAUACGGACUUACAUCGGCUACUGCCAAAGCUCAAUGCCCUGCUCCUAUUGGCCUGGCUUUAAGGAAGGAAAAUGGCGAAUUCGAGGCCCUGGAUCUUACCCCGUACUCAUCGCCGCCUGAUCUGCCUGACGUCAUGAAGUCACAGGAAACCAACGGACAGGAACAGAUGGAUCAGCACUAAACGAGCCAAACGCGUUUCGGACACAACGAUACACACCAACUAAGUAUCUGUCGAUUUUAUACGACUCUGACGUCGGCAAUCGCGCGGUGUCCUCGCCGGACAGUCGCAGCAAAUAUCUUCAUAUUUUUUGCAUAUUGAACAUAUUUUGUUAAUCAUUUAUCGAUGGUUUGUGUUCGAUUUUAACAUAUAUUCUGUUAUGUCUACACAUUUCUUUGUAAGUAUUUUUGUGAUGCUUUGUACGGAAUGAGUAGAGCUUUUAUAAAUCGCUCCACGGUUAACUUCAUGGUACUUUUUAAUUUGUACUUUCUAAUAUUGCAAUUAAUUAUUGUGCGUCAGGAUUUUCGCGUCAAAGUUAUCUUGCUUCGCUUUCAAUCGAAUGAGUUCAGUUUAUGAAAAAAUCUUGUCAAUUUCUUUCGAGUUCCUGAUUAAUUUCGACUCCUUUAGCACUAAUUGGCAUAACUUAGAAUUUUGACGAUGAAAAAUUAUUCACAUAUUUCUAUUCUGAAUUCCAAGUUUUCAUAGUUACGAUGACCUUCCAGCAGAUAACGCUGUAGGCGUUAGAUGAGAAUAUCCCGGGUUCACGACCAAUUUGGAAAACAACUUUUCUAAAUUGGAUCUAGCCUGGUUGUGCCCCGGAGUUGUCGUCGACUCUAGUUAUCAUAGUACAGGGAAUCCCGUACUUUGAAACCAUUUUUUUAUACAAAUAUGUAAAUAAUGAGUCAAAAUUGUAAUUUACGUCUAUAAGUUUUUAAAGGGCGAUUCAUAGGUAAGCGCCAUCAUUUAUAGUGUGGCUUCAUUAGAGUAUUAUCCAGGCCAUGACAUCUUUCGGUGAAAAAAAAAAAUCUAAAUUUCCUUCUCGAGUUUUUCUAUAAACUAUGUGCCUGUAAUUUUUGCACUAAACAAUUUAAUAACUUAAGAUCAUAUAACACCGAUUCUCAUUGCUUCAUGCUUUGUAAUACCAUUUUUUAAAUUCUCAUCAAAUUUUACCCUUUUAUGGGAUUAGUUAUAAAAAUUCUCAUAGAGUACUCAUCAUGUAGUUUGUUUAUUAUAUUUACUUCUCAAAUAUAUCAUAUUAAAUUAUAAAUACGUCAUACAGUUAGUGCUUUUAUACAUGCAGCAAUUUUGUCCGAUGACAUUUGGGAAUACACACAACUUAAUUUUGAAAACUCUGCAGUUGUAACUGGUUACUUACCACAGCGGGACUUUUUAUUCUUUGUCGAUAUUUUAAAGUGAUUGAUUACACUGUCCUAGGUCACAUGUUGACGGUAAGCGGCUAUUAGCAGUUUUAACUACUGUAAAAACAGCUACCAUCGUUUCGGCUUCUUACAGUGUUACUAUUGGUACCCGACACACCAAUAUCAUUCAUUCGUUAAUUUCAUUCAAUCAAUAUUUUUAAAAAUUCAAUAAAAAGUUUAAAACUGUUUAUUUCCAAGUUAAACAUACAUAUAUUACGUAACUCUGUAGUAGUGAAAAUUUGAAACUGCACUUGAAAUUAAAGCCUAAAUAUCGAAAAUAUUGUUAGAAUAAAAAGUCGUACUAUGGUAAGAAACCGGUACGGUAAGUAUUGAUAGUCGUUCAAGUUCGUUCAAGUUUGUAUGAGAAGUUGUAUAAUCGUUGUGGUCAUUUUUGAUAAUCAUAAACUAAAUCGUUGUUUUAUUUAAAAGUAAACCUGUAUAAUGUCAAUUUCUUAUAUGCAGAAAUUCACUACAAAUUAUCAGUUUAUGUAUUUAAAACCAUAUAAAUAUUCCGAGAUACGCUAUUAUAAGAAUAAUUUAGAUAUAAUAAACAAACUAUUCCAAGAAGUUUAUAGUUACACAAGAAUACAUCAUUUUAAAGAAACUGAAAAAAUAUACUAACGCGGGUUUUGCAUAUAAUGUAUAAACUGUACGAAACAUACAAUAUGUAGAAUCCAUUGAAACUUUAAACUUCUUCACUCAUACACAAGUUAUUAUAAUAAUGUUGUAAUUGAUAUGUAAUAUCUCAAAACAAAUCUGUUUCGAGAACCUUUAUUUAAUUUAUUGGUUUUCUAGAUCUACCACCUUUUGUAUUGCAUACUUCGUCUCCCUCCAUUCGUUACGGUAUAACCAUUGCUCGUAAGUAAAUAUUAACUUCAAAACUGCCCAAACGCGGGUCAAAUAUUUCGUGUAUUUCAUCGAAAAUUAGUAGUCAGUACCUAGUGUUGUUUUUGUCGUGUUUGCACAACAUUGUGCCAAAAAUGACAUUUGAAUAAGUCGUAUGGAAUAAUCUUAGGAUUAUUUUAUAUGCACAUUGCUUGCAGAGAACAACUUUGCUGUAUAUUGUUAAUAUAAAAAUUAUAUAUAUAUUGCCUUGAGUGUCGCGUUAAAAAUGAACUCAGGUGACCAGGACCCCUGCAGAGGUAAUGCCAGUCUCAUAUGUAAAUAAAUCUUUAAAUCUAAGAUCUCAUAAUCGCUUAAAAGGUUAACAAUAAUUUUGUCAUGGGAUAUUACAUAACAGCAAUACUAUGAUUAAAUGAAAAUAGACUAUGGACUAUAGUUAAAUAGUUAAUUUAAUAGGAAUAAAAAUAGGGGCUUUUUGUAUUCUUAAAAUUCUUCGUAUUACAUGUAUACUAUUUUUUAUGUUGACACGAAUGCUAUAGCUACAGCAAAUCGAACAACAUUCAUUUUAAAGCAUUUUCAUUAAAAUAUAAUUUUGACGAUUUUACUAAUAAGUACAACAUUGUAAUGUUGUCCAAGUUAUGGGUAAAAUUCAAAGUAAACUUUGGAUAGUUAAUUAAAUUUAGUAUUGUAUUUAUAGACGUCACUGAACAUUUUUGUUUAAACGAUACAUACGUGUCAAGAUAAAAUCUCAUUAAAAACAACAUUCUUUUAUUUCAAUUGUGACUUCGAAAACUGUAAAUGAAAUCGAAUUCGCCUCUAGUUCCUCGAAACAUUGUGUUUCAUAUUGUUCUUUUUUAUUUAUGUAUUUUUCUAUUGCACCUUUGUAAGUAAGAUGUUCUGUAUAUUUUGGUUGUGGUUCAAGAUGACCUAACUUUUGGUGCAGACGAUGCGCCAUACAUAAUAGCUGGGAAAACGUUGCGACGCCCUUUAUCAAAGUACUUGUUUGCCCUUAGCAUAGGGUAAUAAUUUGUGCCUAAAUUGCUUUCCGCGAUGAGCCAAUUAAUUAAAGAAAAAUCUAUUUUUCUAUAUAACUGGGCUAAUGGGCUUUCUGAUAAUAUAAUCUGUCAAUAUUAUCUAUUACUAAUUAGACGUUCGUAGUUUCAUGCAUCAUACCACAAAUAAAUUAUAAUAAAUUGCCAAUAUGGAAAAUAAAGAUUGCACACAAACUUGCAUACUACGAAUCAAACCUCGUAUAACUUGACGUAGGCGUCCGCGACAAUUUAAUAUCUUAUUCUCUUUUUAAGGGCAUCAUAUUGAUCAAGUUAUUAAAGUUUUGACGAUAGUGGAUACCAAAGCACUGAACAUUCGCUCAUCUAAUGUCGUAUACAACAAAUAAAAAUAAAUCUGAUGUAUACUAUAGAUCAAAUUCGAGCGAAAAUAUUACAUUUUAAAUACUUUUUAGGCUACUGUUUUGAUUUGAGCAAGGGUAAGCAACGUUUCAAACGGCUACCUAAAAUGCCACGUGCGUAACGGCUAGCUAGAUAAUUACGUCUCGUUAAUAAUUCUACCAAAUAAAGCACGCAUUGUUACAUAGGAUAAAUAAUAAAAUGCAGUGUUCACUUUAGGCGUCAUUCGGGCGGCAGCUUUAAGUACAGUACUUUGUGUAGAAAGAGAAUUACCAGAUACAAGUAGUCUCUAGCUAUUAAAUGGUUGCAUAGACUUCCAUUAUUAUGUAAUUCUUGUGAUUGAAAAGAAUACCUUUACGAAUGUCGCCUAAGAUUCAAGAAUGAACCACUACCAUGAGUUGUUUCUGAUGUACUUAUGGCAAAAUGACACCAUUUUAAUCAAUAAAUAAUUAUCUGUUGAGUUUUCUAUUUUAGCCUUAGUCGAAAUUGUAGUUUUCUUAUUUGCGUUAUAGAGAAACUCAAAUUAUACUAUGUAAACUGUUCCCAUAUUAUUAUUAUUUUAAUUUUAAGUCAUUAUUCCGUGUUACCUUGCCAACGUGUUGACUCGUGGUAGUGGCACAUAUUCCCUGAAUAGUCAUCAAGGAAUAUAAACCUAUGAUUUAGCUACCAUACUCUUUGUUUAAUCGCCAGCCGGUAGGCAAGUAAACGGCUCUCAUAAUGUUUUACUUUAUAAAAUAUCAAUAUGUAACGAAGUCUCACGAAGGUUUUGCAAUCAAUUAGCGAACAAAACUUCGGGCGCAUCAAACGGGACUUAGACAAAGAAUAGCGUAGUAUUUCAUGUGCAAAUAUGGGAAAUCUACAAAUGAACCAGCAGGAAAUAAAGCUG
Molecule: messenger RNA, 4794 nt
Organism: Hyposmocoma kahamanoa
Lineage: Eukaryota; Metazoa; Arthropoda; Insecta; Lepidoptera; Cosmopterigidae
Gene: EloB
Product: elongin-B
Exons: 5
Coding region: 65-424 (119 amino acids)
Biological process (GO): transcription elongation by RNA polymerase II
Cellular component (GO): elongin complex; VCB complex
Molecular function (GO): protein binding
Source: RefSeq, a predicted model, not a curated record